Molecule: messenger RNA, 7068 nt
Organism: Venturia canescens
Lineage: Eukaryota; Metazoa; Arthropoda; Insecta; Hymenoptera; Ichneumonidae
Gene: DNApol-epsilon255
Product: DNA polymerase epsilon catalytic subunit 1
Exons: 9
Coding region: 224-6994 (2256 amino acids)
Biological process (GO): base-excision repair, gap-filling; DNA replication; leading strand elongation
Cellular component (GO): nucleus; epsilon DNA polymerase complex
Molecular function (GO): DNA-directed DNA polymerase activity; zinc ion binding; DNA binding
Source: RefSeq, a predicted model, not a curated record
ACUGUCACAGUUUUGACCUGUUGCACUGUUAUUGUUUAUUGUUGUAAAAGAUUUUAAUAUUCUUCUCUCAAAAAGUUGAGAGGAUCCCUCGAGAAGUGAAUUGGGUUUUUAAACUCGAAAUGUAUGUAUUUCGAUACAAAAUGUGAAACACCUUGCAAAGAAGGACAAAAUAUCGUUUAUUUUAUUGUUUUCGACGAGAUGAGCAAAGUGUAAAGUCACAAAAAUGUCUGUGAAUACCGGAAAAUAUCGUCCGGAUAGGUCGGAAACGACAAAAAAGCGAUAUUUCGGUGAUGACAAUACUCCAAAAGAAAACACAGCAGAGAGCAGACUCAAUCAAGCCCUUGAAAAUAUAAGACUCGACAGCCUUUAUGGCUUCCACACUACCAACGAUGUCAAAGAACGUACAGGAUAUCUUAUCAACAUGCAGCCGACUGAAAUUAUAGGAGAGGAUAAGGGACUUCUGAGCGGAGUAGAUUAUUAUUUUCUGGAAGAAGAUUGUACAAGAUUCAAAGUAUCGAUGCCGUACUACCCAUACUUUUACAUAUUAUGUCGCAAAAAAACAGAACAGGAAGUAUCAACAUUUUUACUGAAAAAGUAUGCCGGAACGGUUGUAAAAAUAGAAAUAGUGGCAAAAGAGGAUCUCGAUAUGCCUAAUCAUUUAAUAGGCCUCAAGCAAAAGUAUCUGAAAGUUUCUUUUGCCAAUUUAACCGAUUUGAUAAAAGUUAAAAGGGACAUAAACAGAGCUGUAAAAGCCAGCAAAGAGCGUGAAAAGUCAAAUACUUAUUAUACGAAUCUUCUAUCCGACAUGCUGAAUCCCAUGAAACGUCAGGAAGUAAAAAAACCAACGAGCCACAUGGAAAAUAUAUUGGACAUUCGAGAACAUGAUGUUCCUCAUCACGUAAGAGUGGCCAUAGACUGUGAAGUUUUCGUAGGUUUAUGGUACACAGUGAAAACGCGAGGUACAGAAGAACCGCCAAUAAUCACACGACGAAAAGAUCUCAUAGAACCUAUAGAUCCAAUCGUCCUGGCUUAUGACAUUGAAACUACAAAAUUACCACUAAAAUUUCCGGAUUCUGCGACUGAUCAAGUGAUGAUGAUAUCAUACAUGAUCGACGGUCAGGGGUAUUUGAUAACGAAUCGAGAAAUAAUAUCGGCGGAUAUUGAAGAUUUCGAGUACACGCCGAGGCCAGAAUUUGAAGGACUCUUCACGGUAUUCAACGAAAAGAAUGAAAAAGCGACGUUAAUGAAAUUUUUCGAGCACAUCAACGAUGUGAAACCGCACAUUUUCGUUUCUUACCACGGCGAUGGUUUCGAUUGGCCGUUCGUUGAAGCUCGUGCAACUUUCCACAAUAUUGACAUGAAGAAAACGAUCGGUUUUGCCAAAACUAGGGAUGACUUUUAUGGAAGUCGAGCAGCUAUUCAUUUGGAUUGUUUACACUGGGUGAAACGUGAUUCUUAUCUGCCCGUCGGUUCACAAGGUCUGAAGGCCGUAGCUAAAGCAAAACUGAGGUACGAUCCAGUGGAACUGGAUGCGGAAGACAUGUGUCGACUAGCAGCGGAGCAGCCGGAGAAGCUAGCGAAUUAUUCAGUUUCCGAUGCUGUGGCGACUUUUUAUCUAUAUCAAAAGUACGUUCAGCCCUUUAUAUUCGCUCUAUGUACGAUUAUUCCCAUGAAUCCGGACGAAGUACUGAGAAAAGGUUCCGGCACACUGUGCGAGUCGUUAUUGAUGGUCGAAGCAUUUCGAGCGAAUAUCAUAUUCCCAAAUAAACAAUCUGCUGAACUGAAUAAAUUGACGACGGAUGGGCACGUGCUCGACGUCGAAACGUACGUUGGCGGUCACGUCGAAGCUCUAGAAUCGGGCGUAUUUCGCGCGGAUAUUCCAUAUAAAUUCAAGAUCGAGACCAGUGCCGUGGACGAAUUGAUCGGUGGGGUGGAAAAGGCGCUGAAACAUUCGAUCCAAGAGGAGGAAAAAGUGCCUCUCGAAUCGGUCACGAAUUUCGAGCAAGUCUCGGAGGAAAUAAAAGAUAAAUUGUUAGCUCUUAAGGCCCAUCCGAUCAGACAAGAAAAUCCAGUUAUUUAUCAUCUCGACGUUGGAGCCAUGUACCCGAAUAUCAUUUUGACCAACCGACUACAACCUUCGGCCAUCGUAAACGAGGCUGUUUGCGCAGCUUGUGAUUUUAACAGCCCUGGAGCAGCGUGCAAAAGAGAAAUGGAAUGGGCUUGGCGCGGUGAAUAUCUGCCAGCGAGUCUCGGUGAAUUUCAACGAAUUCGACAACAGUUGGAGACCGAAACAGUCAAAUCGGAAGACGGUAGCACGGCGCGACCUUUCCACGAACUUCCUCUGCCGGAACAAGCCGCUCUCGAGAAAAAACGGCUCUCCGAUUAUUGUCGAAAAGCUUACGCAAAAACGAAAGUGACGAAGGUUGAAAUACGCAAGCAAACGGUUUGCCAAAAGGAGAAUUCUUUCUACGUCGAUACCGUGCGAGCUUUUCGAGAUCGCCGUUACGAGUACAAGGGCUUAACGAAAAUGGCGAAGCAACAGGUCGCAGCUGCGAUAGCCAGCGGCGACGCCAGCGAAAUUAAGUCGGCGAAAAAUCGCGAAAUUAUUUACGACUCCCUGCAACUCGCCCACAAAUGUAUUCUCAAUUCUUUUUACGGAUACGUUAUGCGCAAAGGUGCCCGCUGGCAUAGCAUGGAAAUGGGUGGAAUCGUGUGUCACACGGGAGCGAAUAUUAUCAUGAGAGCUCGAGAAAUAAUCGAAAGAGUUGGACGUCCAUUGGAACUCGACACAGACGGUAUUUGGUGCAUUUUACCGCAAAGCUUCCCAAGCAAUUUUAUCAUCGAAACUACACACCCAAAAAAAUCAAAGUUCGCUAUUUCCUACCCGAACGCAAUAUUGAAUUUCAUGGUCAAGGACAAAUUCACGAACGACGUUUAUCACGAUCUCGUCGAUCCUGCCAAUAUGGUUUACGAGAUAAGAAGCGAAAAUUCAAUUUUCUUCGAAGUCGACGGUCCUUACCGAGCCAUGGUAUUGCCAGCGGCGAAAGAGGAAGGAAAAAAGUUGAAAAAACGUUACGCUGUUUUCAAUUUCGACGGGAGCCUCGCGGAGUUGAAAGGUUUCGAAGUAAAACGACGAGGCGAGCUUCAACUCAUAAAAAUCUUCCAAUCCUCGGUCUUCGAGUCGUUCCUGAAAGGCGAUACUCUCGAGGAGUGUUACAAAUCGGUAGCCAAAGUCGCGGAUUACUGGCUCGACGUGUUGUACAGCAAAGGCGCUGACAUGCCGGAUUCCGACCUCUUCGAACUCAUCUCCGAGAACAAAUCGAUGUCGAGAAAAUUGGAAGAAUAUGGGACUCAGAAAUCAACCUCGAUCUCCACCGCCAAAAGACUGGCCGAGUUUUUAGGUAGCGACAUGGUCAAGGACAAGGGUCUUGCUUGCAAGUUCGUAAUAUCGAUGAAGCCGCAAGGUGCGCCAGUCACCGAAAGAGCUAUACCUCUCGCGAUUUUUCAGUCCGAAGAGAGCUUGAAACGGCACUAUUUACGCAAAUGGCUCAAAGAUUCGGGUCUCCAGAGUUUCGAUAUUCGGGAUAUCCUCGAUUGGGGUUAUUACAUCGAGAGAUUGGGCAGUACGAUACAAAAAAUCAUAACCAUUCCCGCUGCUUUUCAGGGUCUUUCGAAUCCAGUUCCUCGCGUCAAGUAUCCUGACUGGCUGCACAAGAAGCUGCUUGAAAAGAACGACGUGAAGAAGCAGAGGCGAAUCACUGACAUGUUCAGAAAAGUGGAAACCACGAGGGCAGAAAGCAGAGAAGACCCUGAGAGCGCGAGAGAGUCGGCGCCGAUCGUCGACAUCGAAGAUGGCGCUGGUCCCUCCGCGGUAUUCAAGAGACCGAUGGUAACGGUGACCAAGAGAAAGAGACAAUCCUCCGCGGAGCUGGACGAGGAAACCUUGAGCAAAAAUUGGCGCGAAGUUCUUGGUCAGCCUCCGAGUUACGGGAAAACGCACGAAGAGCAUCGGGCGUGGUUGGAGUUUCACAAGAAAAAGUGGCACCAUCAGGCCCAACAGAGAUCGCUACAACGACGAAACAAGAGGAGCAGAACCGGGAGCGACGAGUUGAACAAGGGGAACCGCGGCGUUUCGAGAACAACGAACGUCAACACGAUCCACGGCUUCAUCCACCGUUCUCAUCGAACGCUCCUCGAAACACCUUGGCAAAUAAUCCAAAUUGCAGAAACCAGUGAGCCCGGGAUGUUCCGUUUGUGGGCAAUGGUUGACAAACAAUUGCAUCAGAUAAGGCUCAGAGUUCCUCGCAUUUUCUACGUAAAUACGAGGGAGCAAAGAGGCGAACCUGGACCGAACGAGACGUGGAGAAAAUGCUCGAAAAUAUUGCCGAGAUCGAGGCCAGUUUACAAUCUUUAUCAGUACACCGUUCCCGAGGAGCUUUACGAAGUAAACGGUCCGAUGUUGGCUGACGAAUUGAGUAAACCGGAAGUCGAAGGGAUUUACGAAACUCAGAUGUCUCUGGAGUUUCGGGCAAUUUUGAACCUCGGCUGCGUUUGCAUGGUCGACUCUUCCUCGUGUCCUCGUAAUUCGGACAUCGGAGACACUUUCUCGUUGGAACAAUUGCAGUUCAAGAGCAUUUCCGCUCAGCCUUAUCUCGAGUCCGACAUGAAAUACAUAUUUCUGUAUCACCACUGGUCCUCGAACCACCAGCGCGCCAUUUGGGGCCUGUUUCUUGGCCCUAGCAAACGAGCUCACGUUUACGUUCAAGACACUGUCAAAACCAAUCAGAUGCCAAACAUGGGAACGCUCUACGUCAACGAAAGAGCUAGAGCGUUACAAGAAUCGGCACAAAAUAUUGAUGCACCUACGGAAAUUCAUUUCGAAGUAAAAAUAGAAACCAGCUUCCAGGCCAUUUGUCGAGCUAUUCAAGCUGCACUAAAAACUUACAAGAACGAGAUGAAAGGGGCGACGAUUUUGGCCAUUCAAACAGCCAUCACUGUCGGAGAAUUGAUCAGCGAAAUGCCAUUGCUCAACGAUUUUCCAGUUGUCAAUACAAGGGUACAAGAUUCGGAAUAUUUAUUCAAUACAUUGGAGUGGCAAAGGCUCGGAGCUACAACGAUGAUUGGACAUUAUCUCAAAAGCGAGAGAGUGUUGAAGCUGAUGGCUGAACAAUGCCGUUAUUUCCACGCCCCGAUCGGCAACAUUCCUGCCGAUGCGACACUCUUCGGAGCGGAUUUGUUCUACGCGAGGAAUUUGAAAAAACAUAAUUUUGUGCUUUGGUACUCGACGACCGAGAGGCCUGAUUUGGGAGGUAGCGAGAACGACGACAACCGAUUGUUAACCGAUUUCGAGGAGAGCACAAACUCCAUUGCGAACUAUCCUGGCACUUAUUCGAGCGUUUGCGUCGAGCUUGAUAUCGAAAGUUUAGCUGUAAAUACUCUGCUGCAAUCGCAUCACGUCAACGACGUCGAUGGCACGAGUUCUUUCGUCGCUUUUCACGCAGCUGCUCAAGCCUCGUUGCAAGAAUUGGUCACCGGCUUAUCGACGACAGCGACGAUACCGAGCUACGACGAAACUGCGCUGUGCAGCGCUUCCUUCAAAGUCCUUCGAAGCAUGGUCAGCAGCUGGCUCAAAGACGUUACUCUCCAUAGAAAUGUUUAUGCCGAUUGCCAAUUGAUGAACUUUUAUCGCUGGCUACGCUCCCCCAGCGCUCUCCUCUAUGACCCUGCUCUACGUCGCACACUUCAUAAUUACAUGAAAAAAUUGUUCAUACAAUUGGUCGCUGAAUUCAUGCGACUCGGGUCGAUAAUUGUGUUCGCUAAUUUUAAUAAAAUCAUCAUUUGUACGAAAAAGAGAACCGUCGAUGCUGCCCUCGGACACAUUAAUUACGUCGUCGCUUCGAUCAGAAACAAAGAACUGUUCCACAGCAUCAACAUCACUUUUGAGAACUGUUGGCUCUAUCUCGUCUGGCUAGAUCUGCCAAACCACGCUGGUGUUCUCGGCAAAUUGCCGAAAGAUUUGCAGGACCUCGACGAAGAGGACGAGGACGAGGACGACACUCCGCAAAUUGUGAUGAAUUGGAAUCUCAUGGAAAUUUUACCCAACGAAGCCAUGUGUCGCGAACACUUUCGUACCAUUAUCGCCGGCUACAUCAGCGCUAUUUACCGACACAUAACCGACCACGAACCUGAGCAUCAGACUCCCAAACGCAGGAGGAGAGACAGCGUCAUUAGUCAAACUCAAACUGCGCCUCUGGGACUCGGAGCGCUACAAAAUUCUGCUGAAUUUGCCAAGAAACUCAUCGCUGGCGAAAUGUCUCAAAAAUUGUUUCAACUCGUUCAAAAAAUUCACAAAAGACUGCCUGAAAAAGUUGUUAACCUUCAGGAUAAUCCUAAUCUCGAUCUUGGCGGCGCUGAGAGCAGGAGAAUCAGUCCGGCGUUGGAAAUGAUUAAAGCCAUUUGCAAGAUUUUAUCCCUCGAUAGAGAACUGACCGACGAUGUGUAUGAUCUCAAAAAAAAUCUGUUGCGUCUAAUCGGAGUUGGAAGUUUCAGUGACAAAGCUGAGUGGACGGAUCCUUGUAUAUCGUUUGUAUUGCCUGAAGUCAUUUGCAAAACUUGCAAUCACACGAGAGACAUUGAUCUUUGCAAGGACAAUUCAGUCUCCGUAGUUGACGGAAUAUAUUCAUGGAACUGCCCGAUGUGCGAGACGAGUUACGAGAACGUAGAAAUCGAAUUUGCUCUGAUAGAUAUACUUUAUCGUAGAACGAUGGGUUACGUUUUACAAGAUCUUCAGUGUCGUAAGUGCCUUCAAAUAAAAAGAGAAAACGCUAACGAGUUGUGCACGUGCUCAGGAGAUUUCAAUACGACGAUUAAACGACAGGAAAUGAUUCAGUGCGCUAGAAUAAUGAAAUCCAUAUCUAAAAAGUGUGGUAUGUUGCUUCUUGACGAUGCCAUAACGAAUACGCGUCUUAUCAGCGACACGACAUCCAAUUUGUAAAAAUAAAUAUGAAAGUAAGAUCGUAGAUAAGCAAACUUUGUUUUUAAAUUAAAUAAAUUAUUACGGAGAUCAAA